Molecule: messenger RNA, 1834 nt
Organism: Saimiri boliviensis boliviensis (Bolivian squirrel monkey)
Lineage: Eukaryota; Metazoa; Chordata; Mammalia; Primates; Cebidae
Source: RefSeq, a predicted model, not a curated record
GUCGGCCGUGCGGGGUCCCGGCGUCGGCGGCGCGCGCGCUCCCUCCUCUCGGAGAGAGGGCUGUGGUAAAAGCCGUCCGGAAAAUGGCCGCCGCCGCCGCCGCGCCGAGCGGAGGAGGAGGAGGAGGCGAGGAGGAGAGACUGCUCCAUAAAAAUACAGACUCACCAGUUCCUGCUUUGAUGUGACAUGUGACUCCCCAGAAUACACCUUGCUUCUGUAGACCAGCUCCAACAGGAUUCCAUGGUAGCUGGGAUGUUAGGGCUCAGGGAAGAAAAGUCAGAAGACCAGGAUCUCCAGGGCCUCAAGGACAAGCCCCUCAAGUUCAAAAAGGUGAAGAAAGAUAAGAAAGAAGACAAAGAGGGCAAGCAUGAGCCCGUGCAGCCAUCAGCGCACCACUCUGCCGAGCCCGCAGAGGCAGGCAAAGCGGAGACGUCAGAAGGGUCGGGCUCCGCCCCAGCCGUGCCAGAAGCUUCUGCCUCCCCCAAACAGCGGCGCUCCAUCAUCCGUGACCGGGGACCUAUGUAUGAUGACCCCACCCUACCUGAAGGCUGGACACGGAAGCUUAAGCAAAGGAAAUCUGGCCGCUCUGCUGGGAAGUAUGAUGUGUAUUUGAUUAAUCCCCAGGGAAAAGCCUUUCGCUCUAAAGUGGAAUUGAUUGCAUACUUCGAAAAGGUAGGCGACACAUCCUUGGACCCUAAUGAUUUUGACUUCACGGUAACUGGGAGAGGGAGCCCCUCCCGGCGAGAGCAGAAACCACCUAAGAAGCCCAAAUCUCCCAAAGCUCCAGGAACUGGCAGAGGCCGGGGACGCCCCAAAGGGAGCGGCACCACGAGACCCAAGGCGGCCGUGUCAGAGGGUGUGCAGGUGAAAAGGGUCCUGGAGAAAAGCCCUGGGAAGCUCCUCGUCAAGAUGCCUUUCCAAACUUCGCCAGGGGGCAAGGCUGAGGGGGGUGGGGCCACCACAUCCACCCAGGUUAUGGUGAUCAAACGCCCCGGCAGGAAGCGAAAAGCCGAGGCCGACCCUCAGGCCAUUCCCAAGAAACGGGGCCGAAAGCCUGGGAGUGCGGUGGCAGCCGCUGCCGCCGAGGCCAAAAAGAAAGCCGUGAAGGAGUCUUCUAUCCGAUCUGUGCAGGAGACCGUACUCCCCAUCAAGAAGCGCAAGACCCGGGAGACGGUCAGCAUCGAGGUCAAGGAAGUGGUGAAGCCUCUGCUGGUGUCCACUCUCGGUGAGAAGAGCGGGAAGGGACUGAAGACUUGUAAGAGCCCCGGGCGGAAAAGCAAGGAGAGCAGCCCCAAGGGGCGCAGCAGCAGCGCCUCCUCGCCCCCCAAGAAGGAGCACCACCACCAUCACCACCACUCAGAGUCCCCAAAGGCCCCCAUGCCACUGCUCCCACCCCUGCCCCCACCCCCACCUGAGCCCGAGAGCUCCGAGGACCCCACCAGCCCCCCUGAGCCCCAGGACUUGAGCAGCAGCGUCUGCAAAGAGGAGAAGAUGCCCAGAGGAGGCUCGCUGGAGAGCGACGGCUGCCCCAAGGAGCCAGCUAAGACUCAGCCCGCGGUCGCUACCGCCGCCACGGCCGCAGAAAAGUACAAACACCGAGGGGAGGGAGAGCGCAAAGACAUUGUUUCAUCCUCCAUGCCAAGGCCAAACAGAGAGGAGCCUGUGGACAGCCGGACGCCCGUGACCGAGAGAGUUAGCUGACUUUACGCAGAGCGGAUUGCAAAGCAAACCAACAAGAAUAAAGGCAGCUGUUGUCUCUUCUCCUUAUGGGUAGGGCUCUGACAAAGCUUCCCGAUUAACUGAAAUAAAAAAUAUUUUUUUUUCUUUCAGUAAA